AUGGCAAUGUUCGGUAAGCAGCGAACAGUACUUUGUCGAUCUCAAAGAGCUGAGGCAGCAGCGACGGGAGCCGCAGCAGGCCAGGAGAGGGCAAGUCCUUCAAGAGCAACACGUCGUCGUUCCUCUAGCGCAGGUCCCCCUAUCCGCCGUCCAAUCACGCAUCCACCACGCGUCACACGUCCAGGGCGCAACUCCAUCACAGCACUCCGUGCGCCAUAA
Molecule: messenger RNA, 219 nt
Organism: Ostertagia ostertagi
Lineage: Eukaryota; Metazoa; Nematoda; Chromadorea; Rhabditida; Trichostrongylidae
Source: the annotation of a GenBank genome assembly